Mercenaria mercenaria is the source of this 3850-nucleotide messenger RNA. Its product is annotated as cleavage stimulation factor subunit 1-like. The record is from RefSeq and is a predicted model, not a curated record. The coding region runs from base 78 to 1358 and encodes 426 amino acids. Gene Ontology annotation, cellular component: mRNA cleavage stimulating factor complex. Gene Ontology annotation, biological process: mRNA 3'-end processing. Gene Ontology annotation, molecular function: protein binding; RNA binding. The transcript is spliced from 13 exons. NCBI's taxonomy places the organism in Eukaryota, Metazoa, Mollusca, Bivalvia, Venerida, Veneridae.
GCUUUUAGCACUAAAGACCGGUGUCGAUAUAAAAUUCUGCCAACCGGUCGAGCUAAUGUACAAAACUAGACGAAUAAAUGGAAGUGAAACAAAGAGAUCUGUUAUAUAGGCUUAUGAUAAGUCAGUUGUUCUAUGAUGGGCAUCAACAGUUAGCAGUGAACCUGGCCUCCAUGGUGAAGGCCCAUCCAGCAUGCCCGCCAUCAGAUAGACUUCUCAAGGUGCUCAAACUUGGACUGAAAGCAGAAGAAGAUGAGACAGGGGAAAAGACAUUCAAAAGUGAAUACAUCACCCCUGGGGCAGGAAUAGAUCUGGAGUUUGAAACUGAUGUUCAGACAAUAUCUCCGGAAGCAGCUCUUUAUGAAACAUGCUAUGUGACAGCCCACAAAAGCGCAUGCAGAGUGGGUGUCUUCCAUCCAAGUGGUCAGUUAAUUGCCACAGGAUCAGAUGAUACCUCAAUUAAGAUCUUGGAUGUGGAGAGAAUGUUAGCCAAAAGUGCCACACCCCCUGAAGUGAUUGCGCAAGAGACUCCGCAACAAGCCAUGGAAAAUCAUCCUGUCAUUAGAACAUUAUAUGAUCACAAUGGGGAAAUAACUACACUAGACUUUCAUCCUCAUCACCAGAUUCUGGCAUCUGGCAGCAAAGAUUUUAGUGUCAGAUUCUUCGAAUAUUCAAAACCUUCAGUGAAAAAAGCAUAUAAAAGUAUACAGGAGGCAGCAGAAGUAAGGACGUUAUCAUUUCAUCCUGGUGGAGACUUCAUUCUUGUUGGCACUAAUCAUCCUACAAUUCGGCUUUAUGAUGUGAACACAUUUCAGUGUUUUGUUGGAAGGAAUCCGAAUGAUCAACAUCAAGCUGCAGUCACAUGUGCAAAAUACAGUCCUAAUGCCAACCUGUACACAACAUGUGCUAAGGAUGGUCACAUCAAGAUCUGGGAUGCUGUGUCUGGUCUCUGUAUUAAUACAUUCAAGAAUGCUCAUGAUGGGGAAGAAGUGUGUUCAGUACAGUUUACACGAAAUUCUAAGUAUGUUUUAUCAAGUGGGAAAGACUCGCUUGUGAAGUUAUGGGAAUUGUCAACCAACAGAUGUUUGAUUGUUUAUACUGGAGCAGGGACCAUGGGGAAGCAGGAACACAGAACUAAAGCCUGUUUCAACCAUACAGAGGAUUAUGUUUUGUUUCCUGAUGAGAAAACUACAAGUCUGUGUUGCUGGGAUUCAAGAAACGCUGAGCGGCAAAGACUUCUUUCUCUUGGUCACAAUGGAAUAGUUCGGUGCAUCAAUCACUCGCCUACAGGACCUGCAUUUGUUACAUGCAGUGAUGACAAUCGUGCCCGCUUCUGGUACAGAAAGGCCGACUCAGACUGAGCGAGACAUUGAAGAAGAAUAGACAUGUCAUAGAUGUGUUUAAAUGAUACAAUAAAAUUACACAAUAAAAGAAAGACAUUGAUGAAAUAAAGAUGGCGAAAUGUAGCUGGUUAAGCCAUGAUAAAAAAUUGAAUAAAAUCUUUAAACAUGCAUGUUUAUAAGUUAGUACUUGAUAUACAAACAUGUCUACAGAGUAAUGGCUGGAUAUUAUUAAGGAUUAUGAAUUGUUAAAGUUUUGUCAAUUGUAAGAUUUGUUCAUAUGUUUUUAACAUUUCCUUAAAAUACUGUGUAAAAUAAUGCUUACCUUGGAAACAGUAUUGUAAAAAAUUGAGGCAGUGUAGAAUAUUGAAGAUUUACCGGUCUAACAUUUUAGCUUAAAUUUGUUCAUUGAUGGAAUAUGCACUAUAAAUGAGCCGCACCAUGGGAAGACCAACAUAGUGGCUUUGCAACCAGCAUGGAUCCAGACCAGCCUGCACAUCCGGGCAGUCUGGUCAGGAUCCAUACUGUUCCCUUUCAAAGCAUUUUGCAAUUAGAGAAACCAUCAGCGAACACCAUGAAUCCUGACCAGACUGUGUGGAUGCGCAGGCUGUUCUGGAUCCAUGCUGGUCACAAAGCCACUAUGUUGGUUUUCCCAUGGCGCAGCUCAAAUAUGUUUUCAAAGGGAGUAAAAUUAAUAAGCUUUUAAUAGGUUAUAAGAAAGUAAUCAAUUCUUGAGAGUUAUUAGAUUCCGAAAAUUUCACAUCAUUUAUCUAACAGGGGCCUCCGUGGCUGAGUGGUUAAGGUCGCUGACUUCAAAUCACUUGCCCCUCAUUGAGCGGAUUCGAGCCUCACUCGGGGUGGUGAAUUCUUCAUGUGAGAUAGCCAUCCAGCUGGCUUAUGGAAGGUCGGUGGUUCUACCUGGGUGCCCGCUCGUGAUGAAAUAAUGCUUGGAGGGGCAUCUGGGGUCUUCCUCCACCAUUAAAGCUGGAAAGUCGCCAUAUGACCUAUCAUGUGUCGCUGCGACAUUAAAUCCAACAAAAUUAUCUAACAGGUAUAUUAUAUUAAAUGUUUUUAAAUUGAAAAAAAAAAUCUGUUUACAUUGAAAGGUUUGAACAAUAUUUUUUCUUUAAAUUGUGUUUACCCAAUUAGAUGGCAAGUAUCUUACAUACAUUAUACUUGUUUAUUAUGCCCCCCUUUGAAAAAGGAGGGGUAUAUUGUUUUGCAGAUGUCGGUCGGUCUGUCGGUCGGUCGGUCGGUUGGUCGGAAUGUAGACCUAUCCGUUUCCGGAUGAUAACUCAAGAACGCUUGGGCCUAGGAUCAUGAAAGUUGAUAGGGAGGUUGGUCAUCACCAGUAGAUGACCCCUAUUGAUUUUGAGGUCUGUAUGUCAAAGGUCAAGGUCACAGUGACCCUGAAUAGUAAAACGGUUUCCGGAUGAUAACUCAAGAACACUUGGGCCUAGGAUCAUGAAAGUUGAUAGGGAGGUUGGUCAUGACCAGCAGAUGACCCCUAUUGAUUUUGAGGUCAGUAUGUUAAAGGUCAAGGUCACAGUGACCCUGAACAGUAAAACAGUUUCCGGAUGAUAACUCAAGAACGCUUAAGCCUAGGAUCACGAAAGUUGAUAGGGAGGUUGGUCAUGACCAGCAGGUGACCCCUAUUGAUUUUGAGGUCAGUAUGUCAAAGGUCAAUGUCACAGUGACCAGGAACAGUAAAAUGUUUCCAGGCAAUAACUCAAGAACGCUUGGGCCUAGUUUCAGGAAAAUUGAUAGUUAGGUUGGCCAUGACCAGCAGAUGACCCCUAUUGAUUUUGAGGUCAGUAUGUUAAAGGUCAAGGUCACAGUGACCCUGAACAGUAAAACAGUUUCCGGAUGAUAACUCAAGAACGCUUAGGCCUAGGAUCACGAAAGUUGAUAGGGAGGUUGGUCAUGACCAGCAGGUGACCCCUAUUGAUUUUGAGGUCAUUAGGUCAAAGGUCAAGGUCACAUUGGCCAGGAACAGUUAAAUGGUUUCUGAUCUUCUUGUCCAAAACCAUAGGGCCUAGGGCUUUGAUAUUUGGUAUGUAGCAAAAUCUAGUGGUCCUCUACCAAGAUUGUUCAGAUUAUUUCCCUGGGGUCAAAUAUGGCCCCACCCCUAGGGUCACAUGGUUUAUAUAGCCUUAUAUAGGAAAAAACUUUGAAAAACCUCUUGUCCAAAACCACAGGGCCUAGGGCUUUGAUAUUUUGUAUAUGACAUCAUCUAGUGAUCCUCUACUAAGAUUAUUCAAAUUAUUCCCCAAGGGUCAAAUAUGGCUCCGCCCUGUGGGUCACAUGGUUUACAUAUACUUAUUUACAGUGUGCAUAUAAUUUCUGUUCCUUGUGCAAUUACUAAAUGCAUCAAGGGGGGCAUUUCGUGUUCGACGAGCUCUUGUUUCAAAUAGUUUUCUGCGGAACAGUCAAAUCCAUUUAUAUUUCUGCAGGAAGAAAACAUUUUCAUUGAUUUUUUUUCAGGUAGAAAUAAAGAUGUGAAUAUAAUCAUG